AUGGAGGAGUUAUUAGCAAAACACCGCAAGGAACAAAAAGAUCUCCAAGCACGCAUCACUCAGAAGAAGAAAUCUGCCACGAAGAAGACCCGCCGAGGAAUUAACGAAGAAUGCGAGAGACUUCAGAGGGAGCUUUCCGAACGACACCAGGCCGAGAUUGCAGAGUUGAAUGGCGAGCCUGCCCCGCCCGUUGACGACCUCGACGAUCUCAGUUUGAAUGGAACUGAAGAAGAUAAAACACAGAAAGACCAUGCCGAUAGUUCACAAAAUCCUCCUUCGAUAGAUAAUUCUCCAGAUACAUCUUCAGCGACCUCAGAGUCCUCCGCCCCCUCACCACGACCUAAGAAACCAAAUCGCCAAAAGGCUCGUCUGGCACGUCGCGCCGCGGAGCAAGCGGCGCAGUCUGCCAUUGCCGCGGAAGAAGCUGCAAAACAAACGGAUCAUCGUGGAGAUGAACAAGAGGUCAUGGAUGGUGUUUUUAAACGGUUGGGGUUGAAGCAGGUUGAGAUAAAGCCCGAUGGGCACUGUCUCUACUCCGCUAUUGCCUACCAGCUGGAAAUGCUGGGUCUGGGAUUGAAACCUGACCCAAAAAGAAUCAUCCUUGAGAACCCGACUCAGUCCCGCAUUGAUACCGUAGCUUCCCCUCAGCACGAUGGCUAUAGAGCAGUUAGGGCUGUUACGGCCGAUUUCAUAAACGAGCACCAUGAUGAUUUUGUGCCCUUCAUGGAGGAGCCCGUGGAACUAUACACACGCAAGAUCAAGCUUACAGCAGAGUGGGGUGGGCAAUUGGAGCUAUUAGCGAUUGCUAGGGCAUAUGGCGUGGAAAUCAACGUCAUACAAGGUGACGGAAGGAUCGAAAAGAUCGAAGGUGAUACUCAAGAGUAUGAUGACGAACAGAAGAGCAAACGCGUUAUUUGGUUGGCCUACUAUCGGCAUACGUACGGUCUCGGUACACUUUCAAGCAAGGAUUCAAUUCCCCUACUUAUACCCCUUGCCGUGCCACCUAUGGCACUGUAG
Messenger RNA from Aspergillus oryzae RIB40, 1017 nucleotides. RefSeq names its product deubiquitinase OTU2. The transcript is spliced from 2 exons. NCBI's taxonomy places the organism in Eukaryota, Fungi, Ascomycota, Eurotiomycetes, Eurotiales, Aspergillaceae. The record is from RefSeq and is a predicted model, not a curated record. Gene Ontology annotation, molecular function: cysteine-type deubiquitinase activity. The coding region runs from base 1 to 1017 and encodes 338 amino acids. Gene Ontology annotation, biological process: protein deubiquitination.